AACCAAUCUAACAAGAUGAAACAAACUGGUGGUACAAAGAGGAGUUCUUACCUUCAUGUGCUAUACGUUGGAGUCAUUGUUCUUCCCUUGCUCCUUCUUGGAUGCUAUCUGUACAAUGAGAAACAGAGGUUUGGUCAGUUUCAAGAAUUCAAGAAAGAUAACCUACAAGAAGAAAAUAAAGAGAAGAAGAUUGGCCUGGUGUCAUUAGAAGUCUGCGAUGUUUUCACAGGAAAAUGGGUUCUGGAUAACGUUACACAUCCCUUGUACAAAGAAGAUGAAUGCGAGUUUCUCUCAGAGUGGGUGGCAUGCACAAGAAACGGUAGGCCAGACUCAAAGUACCAGAAAUGGAGAUGGCAACCUCGAGACUGCUCUUUACCAAGGUUUGACGCAAAGCCGCUGCUAGAGAAACUCAGGGGAAAGAAACUAAUGUUCAUUGGUGAUUCAAUACAUUAUAACCAGUGGCAGUCCAUGGUUUGUAUGGUUCAAUCAAUCAUUCCAUCAAGCAAAAGGACAUUAAACCACACAGCACAAAUGUCAAUCUUCAUUACAGAGGAGUACAACACAACCAUAUCAUUCUACUGGGCACCAUUCCUAGUCGAAUCAAAUGCUGAUCCUCCAGACAAGAGAGAUGGCAAGAGAGAACCAAUUAUCAUGCCUGGAUCAAUCUCAAAGCACGGCGAGAACUGGAAAGACGCAGACUUCCUCGUGUUCAACACUUACAUUUGGUGGACCAGACAUUCUAAGAUCAAAGUUCUAAGAGGAUCUUUCAUCACUAACGAAUCAGAAGAGAGUAUUGAAGUUGGAAUCUAUAGCAUGUACGAAGAAGUACUACGAACAUGGAAAAACUGGCUAGAACAAAACAUUAACCCAAACCGAACAUCUGUCUUCUUCAGCAGCAUGUCACCAACUCAUGUCAGGAGUUCAGACUGGGACGUUAAUGGAGGAGUAACCAGAAAGUGCGAGAAAGAGACGGAACCUAUACUCAACAUGUCGAAACCAGUAGAUGUCGGAACAAACCGUAGGCUUCAAGAAAUCGCAGUGAACGUGACUAAAUCCACGGCAAAAGUUCAUGUAACAUUCCUCAACGUGACAACGAUGUCAGAGUACAGGAAAGAUGCGCAUACAUCUUUUUACGGAUCGAGAAGCGGUAGACUCUUAACUCCGGUGCAGAAGUCGGAUCCAAGAACGUUCGCUGAUUGUUAUCACUGGUGUCUUCCAGGUUUGCCAGAUACAUGGAACGAGUUUCUCUCGUUGUAUAUCAUCCACAGAAGUUAA
Brassica oleracea var. oleracea is the source of this 1275-nucleotide messenger RNA. Its product is annotated as protein trichome birefringence-like 30. Gene Ontology annotation, cellular component: Golgi apparatus. Bases 16 to 1275 code for a protein of 419 amino acids. Gene Ontology annotation, molecular function: O-acetyltransferase activity. The record is from RefSeq and is a predicted model, not a curated record. The transcript has 5 exons. NCBI's taxonomy places the organism in Eukaryota, Viridiplantae, Streptophyta, Magnoliopsida, Brassicales, Brassicaceae.